UUCAGUAGACGUAUCUCAAAUCUCAGUGUAUUUCUAGUCACCUAAUGAGUAAUAUGCUAUGUAAGUGUACUGUAUCUACACCAUUUUUAGAACAACUUCAGACGAUUCAUCAAUUAUGAAAGCUGUCCACGCUUCUUCGAGACAAAAACUCAAGCCCAGUAUCUCCCACAUCAGAAAUUUCAUCAAACAUAGGCCAUCUUUUGAAAAUUUCAAUGCUCGUUCUUUCACUACCAACAUACAUUACUAGAAGUUGGAGAAACCGCCACUACCACCAGUAUUUUACAAUAUAAGGCAAGUAGCAGAAUCUAUUGUUUAACUACCUACCACUUAAUCAUGUAUAUUCAAUUCUUGUUAAUCAGCAUCUUACUCCACGUCAAGUGUUGCCAUUGCACACUCGCCGGAAAGUUUUAUUUAAAUCGAGGUCCUCAAGAUUUCACUCCAAGAUCUAAUUUCAUUCAAGCGACCACGUUAGGAAAAGGUACACCUCCAAAUUUCAAACAAUUGACAAAAUGCACAACUUUUAUAGACAAGACGAAAAUGAUAGAAGAUUUCUUCACCUACGACAAAAAUCACCAUCACACGAUCACUUACCCAAGACGAUUUGGAAAAUCGACCAAUUUAGACAUGAUAAAACGAUUCGCACAAAUACCUAUCGAUCCAACUACAGGAAAAAUGGAAAAUAUCGCGAAAACCGAAAACAGCAAGCUAUUCAAAGACCAAAAAUUGGCUAUACACGAAAAUGAAGAGAUUUUUGAAACGCAUUUUGGAAAAUAUCACGUAAUUAGGAUAACUGUACGUAAUACCAGGGUACGUACGUUUGAAGAGCUCCUGGAUCAUAUACGGACUGAGCUGGUGAUUUGUUUUCUGGAUUAUGUUUGGAUCUAUAUCGAAUUGGAAAAACAGAUGCAUCAUUUGGAGAUGGAUUCCAAUAAACGUUCGUCUAUAAAACAACAGUAUCAUCUUAUGGAUAAAGUUUUUCAACAUAAUGUUACAGAGGAGGAAAUCACACUGGUGUUGCAAUUGCUAUGUGAGUUGGUGAGCGAUAUAGCAUCCGAAAAGAUUGUUUUAUUGAUCGAUAAUCUGGAUGCUCCCAUAAUGAACGCAAUGGCCAUGAAUUUCAGCAUACAAAGAACCUACGACUUGAUCUAUCAAAUGCUACACAAUGUAUUUGUCAAUCAACCCGAUCGUAUCGAAUAUUCCAUGAUUACUGGCACCUCGUACGGAAUACUGUCUUCAUUAACAUCGCAUUUGAAAUUCUUCACCAAUCAUCGUUUCCUCGAUGAUCAUUUAUUCGCCGAUAGCUGCGGAUUCAGUGAACAAGAGGUCGAAAAAUUAUUCAAACGUCAUCGUAUCUCCGACGAAGAAAGAGUCGACGUAAAACGAAACUUUUUUGGAUAUACAACUCGUAGUAAUAAGUUAAAUUUCUAUAAUACCUACACCAUAGUACAAUUUUUCAACGAAAGGACCAUUCAACCUCCAGCAUCGGAUGAGAUAUUACCCAAUUAUUGGGCCGAAACCGGUUCCAUUCUGGAAAAUACUAAUUUCUUGACCAUUGCAUCCAUUCGUAAUUCAAUUACUCAGUUAAUAUGUCGCGAACAAAUUCAAAUCCAAAUGGAUAAUUCAAUUUCGAAUUUUAGUAUCGUAAAACAGCUCGAAGAAUUGCAAAAAAUUGCUCGCGGAGAUUACGAAUCGUUCAGCGAACUUCACAUUGAUCUAUUUUUCGAUCAUUUUUUCGACCAAGGGUAUCUCAGCUACGCUUCGAAACCGGAUCAUUACAGAAUACCCAAUUACGAAAUAAUACAACGGUUUCAAAGCCAGUUGAAAUUAUACCACGAUAAAAAAUUCCCCAAAUUGAAAACAGAAUUCGUUGCCAGAAAUUUAUCCACAGUUUUACAUUUAGAGUAUCCGUCUGCUUUGCAAUUGGCCGAACUGGAGAUCUCAUUUAACCAGCUUUUUGAUAUAAUUGAUCGUGAGAAUUUACCAUCGUAUCAAUUCGUUCGUAAUCAAUGGGAAUUCGUGUACUUGAUUUACUGGGCGUGUGGUAAUUUCGUGCAAUAUUUUCAUAAAAUUGAAACAGGCGUUGAAUUGAAACCAGUAGGUAAUGGGACGGAGUCUGCCUAUGCUCAUCUUAUGUUUUGGAGUAAAGGACAACGCUUGAUACUUUUGCUACAGACGGUUUCAAAUCAAGAUUUUAUCGCUGCUUUGGAUCAAAUUCAAGGUUACGUUCCUGUGAAUCAGCAAUCAGAUGUUGUGAAGUAUUUCGGUAUCAAUAUCAACGAAAAUUUUACUAUCGAGGUUGGAGAUGGUUCAAAUCAUGGUGUCUUGAAACUGAAACCUGGUGAAACUGGGUUCGAUUUCGCAGCUGGGUAUUCGAUAUUUAAGCAUGGUAAUUAGACUCGAGGAUUUGACAGUUUUCAAGUACAUAGAAAAAUAAAGAAAGCGUAAAAAAUACCAGAAACACUAACCUAACCUAACAAAAUUAAAAAUAUUUUAAUUUC
Messenger RNA from Planococcus citri (citrus mealybug), 2498 nucleotides. RefSeq lists its product as uncharacterized. The record is from RefSeq and is a predicted model, not a curated record. The transcript has a single exon. Bases 334 to 2394 code for a protein of 686 amino acids. NCBI's taxonomy places the organism in Eukaryota, Metazoa, Arthropoda, Insecta, Hemiptera, Pseudococcidae.